AUGGAGGACUUCGACGACACACAUCGAAAAUCGUUAAAGGUUUGUCACAUAUUUUUUCUAUCCAUUUUUUUCCGGAAACUGGUUUUUGUCGGGGUGGAGGGUUAAAAAUUACAUGAAACCGAAGUUUAUUCUAUGUUUGAUUGAAGUACAAAAUGACUAUUAAGUUACGAAAAUUGAUAGCAAAUUUAAAGGUGAGAGAAAAAAAGCGUGGGUUUUUGUGGGUCAAAUUACCAAACAUAAAGAACUUUUAAAUAAUAAAAUGGAGAGUUUUUUAGUUGGGAAACAUUGAGAAAUUAGGGUAACUUUUCUGGCAUACCACGCUCAGGGUGAGGCAUAUGCACGGCGCCAAUAAAAAUUUAAGGAAAUUCACCUCGCCAAUUUAAGAUUUUCUUGAAAAACAGCAAAUUUUUGCUUGUUUUUCCGUUAAGAAAGUGGUAUUUUUCAGUCGAAAAGGUUGUUUUCACCUCGCCAAAAAAUUUAAAAACCCACACCGCCAACUUUCAAAGUUUAAUUGCACGAAGCUGGGCGUGGUAUGUUUUCUGGUAUCAUUGAAAAAAAUGAAAAUCAAAGUUUCGAAUUAGUUUUGUGGCACUUGAAUAUUGUUUAUGACGACCUCUCAAGUAGAAGCCUCAAAAAUAUUUGAUUUUAAUCCAACAUUUGAAACAUAUCACUGUAAAUUAGUACAUAUUUAAAAAUAAAUUGAACUAAGGGAAUUUUCAAUCAUAAGCACACAAUCACAAAAUAACUUUUCUAUGUGAAACAUAUCUGAAAUUUUUCUGUUCCAUGGAUUUUCAUUCUUUCAAAAGGUUAUUUCCGGCAGGCAUAAGUAUUGUUCUUAUUUUGUGUUGUUGUUUUAUAUCUGAAUCUCUUUUCAUUUUUUGAUGCAUGAUGUUUUUUCUUAAAUAGAUUUUCCAACUCUGAGAUCAAUCAAUAAACUAGAAAAUUGAAAUUCCAGAACUAGUUUUCUUUGAUAUUUUUUUCAAACACAAAAACAACAAAACAAAUAUUUUUGAUUUGACAUUCCAAAAAUCGAGUUGAGUAAAAAUUACACUCUAGUCUAAACAGAUCCUGUAAAAAGAUAAAUCAAAUUGAAUUUGAAAAUGUUCUUCUUCUUCUUUUUUUAUUGUUCCAAUUUUUUUCAAAUGAACAAACAAUUUUUUUUUGAAAUAACCUUAUUACUCAUCAGAUAUUUUGAAAUGACAUGUUUCUGAAACUGAUUGUGAAAAAUUUUCUUUUCUCAAAAAAUUUAGUUAAAUUUUUUAAUCGAAUUAGUCCCUGCUGUCAAAAAACAUCACCGAAUCCCGAAAAAUAUUUUUUAUUCCUCUUUUUUCGAGUCACUUUUCCCCCAAAUCUUCAGAGUUCAUUUGCAUAAUACAUCUUUUUUUCCUACUAAACAGAAAAAUUUAUUUUUCACUAUCCAAAAUUUUACAAAAAUAGAAAAAAAAUUAAUUGGAGCUUUGAUCCAUCCAAAAAACAAAAAAAAAAUUUCUUCUUCAUUCCAUUUUUUCUCUACCCCAUCUUCCUGUUAGCAUUGAAUUACAGCCCAUUUUUCAGCAUUUUUUUCUUUCAGAAAAGAAAAAAAUAUGUAUAUAUGAUCAAAUAUUGUCAUUUUUUCACGGAAAAAAACAACAAGUUUGCAAAAUUUAAUCAACCAGUAAAAACAACUUUUUCUUUUCUUUUUCUUUCCGCAUUUUUUUCUUAUUUAUUUUAUUUUUCAUACAUAUUUACGUACAUACAUGUAUGGUUUGAUGGUUGAUAAAACAUACUGCAAAUUUUUGUUUAUAUACUUUUUGUUGACCACGUGUUAGUUAGGCUAAAUAUUUCUAUUUCAUUUUGUUUGUUUGUUCCUUUUCUCAUUCUGAAUGUGAGGAACAAAGGUGACUCAAAGUUUAAACAAAAACAUCUGGAAUUCGUUUUCAUUCUUUUGCCCCCGAAAAAUUGAUAUUCAAAAAAUGUUUUAUUGAAUAGAUUUUUCGUUUUCGCAUGAAUUGUCAACAAUGAUGGUUUUUUUUUGAAAAAAACAUCAAAUAGAAGUUCUCUACUUUACUUUACUCUGUGAGAAAAAAGGAGAAAAGAAACAAAAGUCCAUUUUGCCUCAUUUAUUCAUUAUUUUUUUCUUUUCUUCAUGAUCAGCCACGACUUUUUCAAUUUUCGUGUGUUUUCCUGUCCAAAAAUACAUAUAUUACUUUUCUAAAAAUAAAAAAGGACAUUUUUUGAUCUUCCAAGGAAGUUGAAAAAAUCGGAUUAAUUUCCAUAAAUUACAUGUAUACCACGCAUUUUAGCUACAUUUCUCUUCCCCAUUUUAUCAAUUUUUGUGUUGAUAAAAAUAUCAAAUUCGUGCUCUUUUUUUUGUUAUUUUUGUUACGUUUUUGAACAAAAAUGUACGUUUUCUUCAAAAAACAUAUCCUAUAGCAACAAAUGUAGAACAUAUUUUAUAUUUUAUUUUCACUUUAUUCAACGGAGGAUUUUUUUUUGAAACAUCUGCUGGAAAUCUGUCAACUAGUGUGUUUUCCGUCAAAAUUAACUGCCGUUCUAUCUGAUUAGUUCUUUUUUAAGCUUGAUUUUUAUUGAUUCAAUUAAAAUUUGAAACUUUUGAGACUGUUCAUCUUGACUCGUUCAUUUCGGUAAAAAUGACUUAAAAACAAUAUUCUAUGUGAAAAACAAAUUCAAUAUCUGAAAAUAAAAUUAGAAAUAAAGAUCCUCUUGAGAUUUUGUUGCCCUAGCACUCUUGUUCUUCUCUUUCUUCCUUUUUUCUUAUGCUCAUCAAUUUCACAUCAGCUCGACCGAAUAUGGUUGAACAACGAAAACAUCGAAAAAUAACUGUGUCUGGCGCCGAAUCGGCCCCAAAAAUUGAAGAAGAGCAACAGAAUCGUCAAAGAUCAAGACGAGCAUCGCUCAGCGUUGUUUAUCAUCGAUUAUUGUCAUUUUCGUCGUCUCCAAGUAUCAAGGUAUAUGUUAUUAUUUUUUUUUUCUUUCAUAGUUAGUAGUAUUUUAAUCCGAUUUGCACUUAUGAUUCGUAAGCCUCGGAAAAAAAUAAUAAGUCUAUUUUUGUUUAUUAGUGAUGAUGGAGGUAGGUAGUGCUCAAAGAUUAGGAGCAUGGGAAAAUUAAGUGUUUGGUUUUUGGUGUGAGUUUUAAAGAACAUUGGUGGGGAGGUAAUUAAUGGUCUCUGAAAUGUUUUUGAUCUCUGAAAUUCUUCAAUAUUCUCGUGUAAUUAUACAGUUGUGUAUUUUUUUUUACAUGUUUCUAUUUUUUUCAAGUUUCACUAACUAGAGUAUCAAGAUGAGAACACCCUGAAAAACAAUAAUAAACUGAAAAUAGAAUAGAGACCCCGUGGGGUGUCUUUAUUUUUGUCUGUUUAAAAAAAAAGUUCGAACAUCGUGGGUGGCCUAUCAAUUUUGCGGGUGUUCUGAGGUCUUCAAAAAAAUUAUCAAGUCAUAUAUUUUGAAUUUUUGAAAAUUGAUGUUCAAAACAGUGUGGGUGUUCCAAGGAACUCGUUUAGUGAAUCCUGAAUAUCAGAAAAUUUUUUGGUUUUUAAGAAGACCAGGAAAAACUAACUCACACAUAUAUUUGGAUAAAAAUAAAAAGUUUUUGAAACAUAUACGUUCAGAAAACUCUUAAACUCCAAUCAUUUUUUCAGCGUCAAAAGAAAGAAUACAAAGAUGAGAAGCGUCGCGUCAACGAUGAGCUCGUCUCAGCUCUUAAAGAUCCAACAGUCGUUGUUAUGGCCGAUACGCUGAAAAUCCGUGGUGCACUCAAAAAAUGGAAUCGUUACUAUUGCGUUCUAAAACCUGGUCUUCUCAUUAUCUACAAAAAUAAAAAAGCAGAUCGUGGUGAUUGGGUUGGAACUGUUCUUUUGAAUCAUUGUGAGAUUAUUGAGAGACCAUCAAAGAAAGAUGGAUUCUGUUUCAAACUUUUCCAUGUGAGUUUUCAAAAAAAAAUCGUUUUUUUUUUUUAGAAUUUCAGAUUAAUUAUUGAUUUUUUCAGCCAAUGGACAUGAGUAUUUGGGGAAAUCGUGGACCAUUGGGACAAUCAUUUGGAAGUUUCACAUUAAACCCACUAAACACCUCAUUUUUGAUUUGCCGCGCUCCUAGCGAUCAGGUGAGCAAACGAGCGAAGAAAAAAAAAUGUUUUUUUUUUCAAUUUGUGUUAUGAUGAAUACGAAUUAUGACUAAACAUUUUUCAUUUUUUUUCCAAUUUUUUUUCUGCAGGCCGGACGAUGUUGGAUGGAUGCUCUUGAGCUUUCUUUCAAGUGUACUGGAUUGCUGAAAAGAACCAUGAAUCAAGUAAGAUUAUUUUUGCAAAAGGGAAUGGGAUUUUUCUUGAAUACAGAACUGAAAAAAGUAGAAUAAUGUUUGAAAAAAAUCUGAAAAUCUCUCCCAAGCCUCUUCCCUCUAGUUUCUGAACCAACUUUUGUUUUUCCAGCUCGGUGAAAAACACGAUGAAAGUGGUAUGGUGGAAGGUUCGAGAGAUGAAUCAAGACUUUCAAGAGACUCUGAUGGAGAUGAUGGAAGUACAAAGUUUUCCGAAACUGAUGCUGAGAAACAUUUUCAAGGAAUUGAUGAUAUUGAUCACGAAGAUGGAGAUGGUCAAAAAUCAGAGAGCAGCGAUACAAUUCGAGAAAAUGUUCAGGAAAGCGCGUGGAUUUUAAGCCCUAAAGAAACGGUAAAUUAAUUUAUUUCAAAAAACUGAUUGUGAAGCAAAUUGAAACAUUUUGUUUUUGUAGUUUGGCACAGCCGCUUCACAAACAGAAGACGUGGCUGAAGAAAAUAAAUCACUGAUUUGGACGUUGCUAAAACAAAUUAGACCAGGAAUGGAUUUAUCAAAAGUCGUCUUGCCGACAUUUAUAUUGGAACCCAGAUCUUUUUUGGAAAAAUUGGCGGAUUACUAUUAUCAUGCUGAUUUGAUUACAGAGUUAGUUAAUUUUUAGGAAACUUGGAAAAUAUGUUGUGAUGUGUCAAAAAUUAAUUAUUUUAUUGUUAAUUUUUUGUGAGAAAACCUAUAUAACCCUCAAUGUUUCUUUUUUGCAGAGCUGUUGCUGAACCUGAUCCAUACCAAAGAAUCGUAAAAAUCACCAAAUUCUUCCUUUCCGGAUUCUACAAAAAACCAAAAGGUCUCAAAAAACCUUACAACCCAAUUCUUGGUGAAACUUUCCGAUGUAAAUGGGAACAUCCAGAUGGAUCAACCACAUUUUACAUUGCUGAACAAGUUUCACAUCAUCCACCAAUUUCUUCAUUAUUUAUCACCAAUCGGAAGGCUGGUUUCAAUAUUAGUGGAACAAUUCUUGCAAAAUCAAAAUAUUAUGGAAAUAGUUUAUCUGCGAUAUUAGUUGGAAAACUUCGCCUAACUUUGCUCAAUUUGGGUGAAACUUAUUUGGUGAAUUUGCCAUAUGCAAACUGUAAAGGAAUCAUGAUUGGAACCAUGACUAUGGAACUUGGUGGAGAAGUUAAUAUUGAAUGUGAAAAGACGGGUUAUGCAACAACUUUGGAUUUUAAAUUGAAACCAUUUUUGGGUGGACAAAUGAAUCAAGUUGAUGGGGUUAUUAAGUAUGGUAGAGAAACAAUGGCAAGUAUUGAAGGAGCUUGGGAUGGUGUUGUGAAGAUUAAAGGAUCUGAUGUGAGUUUAUAUAUUCAAUAAAACGAAGCUUUACUAUUUUUCGCGAAACUUAAAACUAAAAAAAAUAAUCCGUAUUUGUCAAGAAACAUUUAAUCCUUACAAUUUUCAGGGUAAAAAAUCGGAACUCUGGAAUCCAACUCCUGAUAUCAUCAAAACCCGCUUGCCAAGAUAUGAAAUUUCGAUGGAAGAACAAGGCGAAUGGGAAUCCGCAAAACUAUGGAGCCAAGUCACUGAAGCCAUUGCAAACGAGGAUCAAUACAAAGCCACUGAAGAAAAAACUGCACUUGAAAAUGAUCAAAGAGCCCGCGCAAAAUCUGGAAUUCCACAUAAAACCAAAUUUUUCAAACCAAAACCAUAUGAUGAUGAUGAGUUCGAAUAUAUUCAUGCAGAGUCAGUUUUUCUUGUUUGUGUAAAAAUAAAAAGUCAACAAAUUUGAAUUUCAGCUAUCGCCCAUGGGAUAAUAACAAUGAUAUUCAACAAGUCGAGCAUGAUUAUGUGGUGAAAACAAUUUGUGCUCACCCGAGCGCAAAAGCUUGUACUAGCACAAUAAGAACUAGUGAUGUGAGUUGUUUUGACGUUUUGCUAUGAUUAUUUUUGGUUGAAUGCUUAUUUUGAACAUCAAAGCUCAGCUUGAUUGGGAGAUUUAGAAAAGCUGUCUGAAAAUCAAGGGGAUUCAUUCAUAUUCAGAAAAAAUUUUGAUUAAAAGUUUAAAAAUGAGGCACUUAUUUGACUUCGAUCACAUUUCUGCAAAAAUUAGAAACCCUUUCAUUUCUAAACAAAAAUAACCGUAGUGAGAGGUUUACUUACCGAAAUUUCUAUAAGUCUGAAAAUUUAGAAACUUUAUAAUAUUCGGUUAACCAAAAUCACGAGAAAAUUAGUGAAGUCUCAAUUGAAUUUUUCGAGCUGUGAAGUUCCAAAACUAAAAAUGUAAUAUUCAGCUCGACUCUGAAAACAGUGACAGUGAAGAGGAACGCGUUAUCCGCAAAAAGUCCGUCAAAAGUCUACACCAACAACAAGCCGCUCCAUCAGACGUCGAAAAACUCCUCAAAGAUUUAUCGCAACAAUUUGAAAUUGCUAUCAGAAAUUUUGAAGCGCACAGCGAGAAAAACUCAACAAAAUUAAUUCACACUGUUCAAUCAACUUUGCUUUUUGUAUUUGUAUUGCUUUCAGUUAUCCAAUCAAUUUUUUUAUUUAUCUAUGUUAGAAAAUAA
Molecule: messenger RNA, 6825 nt
Organism: Caenorhabditis angaria
Lineage: Eukaryota; Metazoa; Nematoda; Chromadorea; Rhabditida; Rhabditidae
Source: the annotation of a GenBank genome assembly